AUGGAUCCUGAAGAUUUUGAUUAUAGCUACGAAGAAGAUUAUACCCCAUACAAUGAACCACUAUCUCCAAUAUUAGAAACGGAUACUAGUUUACCACCUCCUUUAUCAGAAGACAAUGCAAACCCAAUAGACCAAUUUGUUCUAAAUGCAGUUUUAAGUUUUCAAGUAAAACUGGAAAUUCUAGUUUAG
Cetraspora pellucida is the source of this 189-nucleotide messenger RNA. NCBI's taxonomy places the organism in Eukaryota, Fungi, Glomeromycota, Glomeromycetes, Diversisporales, Gigasporaceae. The record is from the annotation of a GenBank genome assembly.